This is a messenger RNA of Rhinichthys klamathensis goyatoka, 1001 nucleotides long. It is a transcript of the gene sod2, whose product is annotated as superoxide dismutase 2, mitochondrial. Gene Ontology annotation, molecular function: metal ion binding; superoxide dismutase activity. NCBI's taxonomy places the organism in Eukaryota, Metazoa, Chordata, Actinopteri, Cypriniformes, Leuciscidae. The transcript is spliced from 5 exons. Gene Ontology annotation, biological process: superoxide metabolic process. Bases 65 to 766 code for a protein of 233 amino acids. The record is from RefSeq and is a predicted model, not a curated record. Gene Ontology annotation, cellular component: mitochondrion.
AAGUUGAAUUUCAAGGGCAGGCAGGUUGUAAUGGAGCGAGUUUAGGACUGUUGAUGUUCAGUGCAUGUGGCGUUAUAUGACGAACUGGAGUAUGCUGUGCAGAGUCGGAUAUGCCCGCAGGUGCGCUGCCACCUUGAACCCUAUUUUGGGUGCUGUGUCCUCUAGACAGAAGCACACACUCCCUGACCUCCCGUAUGACUAUGGUGCACUUGAGCCUCACAUCUGUGCUGAGAUCAUGCAGCUGCACCACAGCAAGCACCAUGCAACAUAUGUCAACAACCUCAAUGUCACUGAGGAGAAAUAUCAAGAGGCACUGGCCAAGGGUGAUGUGACGACCCAAGUCUCCCUUCAGCCUGCAUUGAAAUUUAACGGUGGUGGUCAUAUUAAUCAUACCAUAUUCUGGACAAAUCUGUCCCCGAAUGGUGGAGGAGAACCACAGGGUGAGCUGUUGGAGGCCAUUAAGCGUGACUUUGGUUCAUUUCAGAAGAUGAAGGAGAGGAUGUCAGCUGCCACAGUGGCCGUUCAGGGCUCAGGCUGGGGCUGGCUGGGCUUUAAUAAAGACAGUGGAAGACUGAGAAUUGCUGCUUGUCCUAACCAAGACCCUUUGCAGGGCACUACAGGUCUCGUCCCACUACUUGGGAUAGAUGUCUGGGAGCAUGCAUACUAUCUUCAGUACAAGAAUGUUAGACCGGACUACGUUAAGGCCCUCUGGAAUGUUGUGAGCUGGGAGAAUGUCAGCGAGCGUUUCCAAGCUGCAAAGAAAUAAAUUGGGAAAAAAACAACAACAGAAUGUCCAUUUAUACCUUCGAAGCGCACAAAUAACCAGAUCACAUUACAACCAUCAAACUUAACUGAGACUCUAGAGAGGCUUUAUGGUUCUUGACAAGCUCAUUUUACACACAGAAUUGUGCAUUGUAACUCGUAGCUUGCAUUUUUGUUGAGUCGAAAUCGACAAUAUGUACAUUUGUUAUCAUUACAUGCAAAUUAAAAGAUGAACUGAA